Felis catus (domestic cat) is the source of this 1726-nucleotide messenger RNA. It is a transcript of the gene SYCE1L, whose product is annotated as synaptonemal complex central element protein 1 like. Bases 544 to 1491 code for a protein of 315 amino acids. The transcript is spliced from 12 exons. NCBI's taxonomy places the organism in Eukaryota, Metazoa, Chordata, Mammalia, Carnivora, Felidae. Gene Ontology annotation, biological process: synaptonemal complex assembly. Gene Ontology annotation, cellular component: synaptonemal complex. The record is from RefSeq and is a predicted model, not a curated record.
ACUUCGCACAUGGCUGAGAUGCAGACUUUUUACGCAGGAGGUGCCCUCGGCUUCCAAGGCUCGUUGUACUCCUCUAUGAAAAGGAGGAAACGUCGCGUAGGCUGUCACGUGAGGAUUUGUAAACGAAAGGGGACUCGACCUCUUGUGUACCACCGCACAGCACACGUGUAUGUGUCCCAGACUUUCACAACCUGCACAGCAACCUAGAGAGGGAAAGCCCUCCCUAGAGUUUGUAUGUGUGUGCACAGCACUCAUUCCUCAACCGAACCAAGACCCAGUUGUGCUCCUGUUUUGCCUCCCCCGGAGUUGGCGGGCCUCAGGGUAGACGCAUGCGCGCUGUCAAUCAGGGGCACCGGGCCGCGCUUGGCUACAGCUGAAGCCUCAUGGCUUCUCCGCCUGCGGCAACUGGCGAGCCGACACGCACUACACGCAUGCGCGACGCAGAGCCUGUAGCCCCAGCAUAGGUGGGUUUUUUUUUGUUUUUGUGUUUUAACCAAUCGUCAUCCGAGGCGCACGCAAGCGCAACAUCCCGCGCGUAGGAAAAUGGCGGGGAAGUUAGAGCCUUUGGCAAUGGAGCCGCCGGAAGUUGUGGAGGAGACCGAGGAGGCUGAAGGCCAGACCAAGCCUUUGAAGGUGCCUGAAGACUUGCUGGCAAUGGUGAAAAAGCUGCACAAAGAGGGAAGUCUGGAGCCACAGAUUGAAGACCUGAUUAACCGGAUUAAUGAGCUUCAGCAAGCAAAGAAGAAAUCCAGGGAGGAAAUGGUAGAGGCCCAAGCUCUCUGGGAGAGCCUGCACAGGGAACUGGACUCCUUGAAUGGAGAGAAAGUUCACCUAGAGGAGGUCUUGAGCAAAAAGCAAGAGGCACUGGGGAUCCUCCAGCUGCACUGCCAGAGGAAGGAAGGUGGAGCUCAGAGGAAGAACGUGUUGCAGGAGUGCACAGAGCAAAUUUCUGUCCAUAACUGUCAGGUUACAGAGAGUUACAGGCAGAGGAAGCUGGGGGUUCAGGUUGAAGAACAGCUGGAGAAUUUGAUGAGCCAGCACAAGGACCUCUGGGAAUUGCACAUGUUGAAGCAGCGAUUGACCUGGGAGAUACGUGCCCUGCAGAGCAGCCAGGAGCAGCUGCUCACUGAAGAGAAACUGGCCCGGGACAAGUUGCGGGAGGUGGAGCGGAGGCUGCGCUCGCCGCCCGAGGUCGGGGGCGCCCGGAUGGUGAACGACGGCCGGCGGAGGUGGAGAUACUCGAGGGGCAGGAGACUGCCCCAAACCGUUGCCCCCCAAAGGACGCGGCCUGCAAAGGAGAGGCCGGCCCCGAGCGCCCCAGCGCCCGCAGCGAGGACCUGGAGCCGCCCCCAGACCCAUAGGACCCGCCCCGCCCCCUCCCCCCACGCCCCUCCUUCGAAGGCGACCGGAAAUAAAGGCGCGGAUUUCGGACCGUCCUCCACCUCCAGCUUCAGUCUGUUCUCCAAUUCCUGUUUUACCAACAGGGGCUAAAGGGAACGUGUUAAACACCCAUAUAAGGUCCUGUAUGUCUCCUAGUAAAUCCCAGCCUCCCAACAGCCCCUGCAUCCCCCACAGACGCCACUGACCUCGGGCCCCUUCCCUGCCCCCCUCACCCGGGCAGUUCCAGCCAGCUGCUGCUGCACCCUCUCCAAGUACUUUUUCAUCUCAGGACCUUUGCCCUGCUGUGUCCUUACGUGGGGGGGGGGGGGGGGGGGCUUUCCCCAGG